AAUUUGGAAAAGGAAAAUUGGAAUCCGUCUCAUCUUCGCUUGCUCUCUUCUCUUCUCCGAGGUGCCAAACAUAUCCGUCCCUUUCCCUCUCCUCAGCUUCGCGUCAAUUCCAGAGAUCAAAACCCUAGCCAACCCCUCCUCCUCCUCCUCUUCCUCGCGAUCCACCGGCGAUGGCCUCCGCCCUCGGGGCUCAGGCGUCUGUCGCGGCGCCCAUCGGUGCGGGCGGCUACGGGAGGAGUUCCUCGAGCAAGGGUAGCAAUACUGUUAACUUCUGCAACAAAUCAUGGAUUGGAACCACAUUAGCAUGGGAAAGCAAGGCCCUAAAAUCAAGGCAUAUGAACAAGAUCUUUUCCAUGUCCGUUCAACAAGCAAGCAAAAGCAAAGUUGCUGUAAAACCUCUGGAAUUGGAUAAUGCGAAGGAGCCACCCCUUAACUUAUACAAACCAAAGGAGCCUUACACAGCCACAAUUGUCUCAGUCGAAAGGCUUGUAGGCCCUAAAGCUCCUGGUGAAACAUGCCAUAUUGUUAUUGAUCAUGGUGGCAAUGUUCCAUACUGGGAAGGACAAAGUUAUGGUGUCAUUCCUCCAGGAGAGAACCCGAAGAAACCUGGUUCCCCAAAUACUGUCCGGCUCUAUUCUAUUGCAUCUACUAGGUACGGUGAUUCUUUUGAUGGAAAGACUGCCAGUUUGUGUGUUCGUCGUGCUGUUUAUUAUGAUCCUGAAACUGGAAAAGAAGACCCCACAAAGAAAGGUAUCUGCAGUAAUUUCCUAUGCGACUCUAAACCAGGCGACAAAGUUCAGAUAACAGGCCCCUCAGGCAAAAUCAUGCUUCUACCUGAGGAUGAUCCAAAUGCAACCCAUAUCAUGAUUGCUACUGGCACUGGUGUUGCUCCCUACCGUGGCUAUCUACGUCGUAUGUUCAUGGAGGAUGUCCCAAGUUUCAAGUUUGGUGGUCUGGCUUGGCUAUUUCUAGGUGUUGCUAACACUGAUAGCCUUCUGUAUGAUGAAGAGUUCACAAACUACCUUCAGCAGUAUCCAGACAAUUUCAGGUAUGAUAAAGCACUAAGUAGGGAACAGAAGAAUAAGAAUGGUGGAAAGAUGUAUGUGCAGGACAAGAUUGAAGAGUACAGCGAUGAAAUUUUUAAACUUUUGGAUGGCGGUGCACAUAUCUACUUUUGUGGUUUGAAGGGUAUGAUGCCAGGGAUCCAGGACACACUCAAGAGAGUAGCUGAGCAAAGAGGUGAGAGUUGGGAGCAGAAGCUGUCGCAGCUCAAAAAGAACAAACAAUGGCACGUGGAGGUUUACUAAGUUACUAAAAAGCACGGGCUGUGAUUUUGUGAUUGUUUUGCAGCGAGUUGAAACAUAAAACAGUAAAAAGCGAUGAUUCUCGUUGCAUUGUAAAAUUGUCAAUCUUAUUCAUAAGCUUCUGCUUGACAUGGUGAAUAAAAUGAAGCAUAUGCUAAUUUUGACUUAGUAUUGUGAAA
Molecule: messenger RNA, 1483 nt
Organism: Oryza sativa Japonica Group (Japanese rice)
Lineage: Eukaryota; Viridiplantae; Streptophyta; Magnoliopsida; Poales; Poaceae
Source: RefSeq, a predicted model, not a curated record